Lates calcarifer (barramundi perch) is the source of this 2941-nucleotide messenger RNA. It is a transcript of the gene fam117aa, whose product is annotated as family with sequence similarity 117 member Aa. Bases 287 to 1654 code for a protein of 455 amino acids. NCBI's taxonomy places the organism in Eukaryota, Metazoa, Chordata, Actinopteri, Centropomidae. The record is from RefSeq and is a predicted model, not a curated record. The transcript has 8 exons.
GUUGAGCUGUUGUGUUGUCACUUUGCACACACAAGAGACAUGAGCAGGAGGGUGUGAGAGGAUCGCGUAGUUUCUGCAGCUUGUUCCCUCUUCCUCCUCUUCAAGAUGAAGAAUAACAUGAUCUGCUGAACUGCAGAGCUCUCUCAGCUCGUCUCUCCGCUGUUUCAACUUGAAAAUAAGUUGUGAGGCAACAAAAAUCAUGGUCAUCAUCACAAAAGAAAGCUGCCGCAGGGUGCCCAACAAGAGGCCCGCUCAGAGCUUUGGAUCAUCACUCUGGAUGAAUUGAAUGUGGUCGGAGAGAAAAGCCAGCGCCGUGCAGAGCUGCAGUGAACGACGGAGAGAGAAGGGGAAAAGCAAAGCAAAGCAAAGCAAAGCUGUGUGUGCGUGCGUGCGUGUGUGUGUUUUCAUAAGCGGAGCUCGGCCGUGGGAGCAGAGUGGGGGGAUGUCGGGCAGAAGUGGAGGAGCGCCUCGGGGGUGCAGCAACCCCAGCCUGCAGCCCCUCAAAGCCACAGUCCCAUACCAGCUCCAGAGGGGCUCAGCUCUCCUCUGCAGAGAAGUCAAGACGGCUGACAGGACCUCGGCCCGGCCUCCAAAACCCACCAUCCGCAGGACUCUUUCUUUGGAUGCCAUCGUCGGACCCUAUCUGCAGGGACAGUGGCCCAAAGAAGCCGAGAGUACGGCUGUUACGUGUGUCAAUGACAAAGCCACACAGACUCCAAGUUCCUGGGCAGAGGAGACCCAGGGAAGGAGAAGCGUUGGCGGACACAAGCGCUCAGCGUCGUGGGGCAGUGCCGAGCACCUGAGGGAGGUGGCCAAGCUCAGGCACCAGUUGCAGAAGCGUUCCCGCCAUGCCCCUCCCUCGGCAGCGUACGAGCUCCCCCACCACGCCUUGCCAGCAGGUCAUGUGGCAGGCAUCACUCAGACGAUGCCCCUGAUUCCCCUGAACAGACUCGCCCCGCGACUGAGACGUAGUGUUGAAGGCCUUAACCUGGAGCUGGAAGAGGUGUUUGUGUCUGAGAAACCUGAUGAUCAGCAUGAGAUUCUGGAUAUCCCGGACGGACACAGAGCUCCUGUCCCUGCUCAGAGAUGCAGUAGUGGCUCUCAGAGUGAGCCCUCCCCGGGGCCCCUGGAUCCCUCCCUCCUCUCUCCUUCCCAGUCCCCCUGUCCUCUGGAUCCAUCACUUCUGUCGCCUUCAAAUUCCCCCUGUGUCUUGAACCCACUGCUUUUGUCUCCAUCGCAGUCUCCCUGUCCCAUGGGAGAGCCAGAGCCGGUGGACUGUGAGACCCUGUGUCCUUCACCAUCUACACUGCUUCCUUCAUUUGCACUGGAUCCUCCUCUGCUGCAGCCCUGCUCCUCUUCCCCUCGUCCCAACAAAACCUACUCCUUCCAGCGCGAACCGCCAGAGGGCUGUGAGCGAGUUCGAGUAUGCGAGGAGGCGAUGGCUGCUUGUCAGGAUGAGCCUCUCCUCCAGGCAUCCUGCCCUGACCCCAAUAAAGUCAACUUUACCCCCCACGGAGGCUCCGCUUUCUGCCCUGUCAGUCUUCUGAAACCCCUCCUGCCCUCCAUGGACCUCCUCUUCCGUGGCCUGUCAGUGUCUCCCGUCACUGGCUGCCCAGGUCAGGCCUCUCCUACCAGGCACCUGGGCAUGCAGUAGGUGGAUAUCUGAGCAGGGCCCCUCAGAACUGAACCACACUGCACUGCCAGGACCUGGAGAAACUGGGUGUGUUUUACAUGCAAGGUGCCAAAAAAUACCUGUGCUCACCUGGCUCAUCACUGCUGUAACAUGCCAUGAUCACUGUGAUCAAAAUUAAAAGACUUAGAGACUGUAAGGUCAUACUUCAGACUAUCUUUGGCCUAAAAAUCUGUCUGCUUUACUGAUUAUUUCCAACAGGAUGUUUGCAUUCAGCUGAUUUUUACAUCAUCAGCACUUGAAUUGUCCAUGUAUUCUUCUGCAGAGACUACAGGCUCUGGAAAUGUUGGUGAAUGCUGGAAAAGUUUUACAGAUGACUGAGUUUUUGAAAUUGUUCGCUUUUAUUUUUUAUGUGUCAACUCGGACAAAGCUCAGACAAAAAUGCCGUCUACUAGGGAAGACUUUAAAAUCAAAAUAAGUGAAUUCAGAGUAAAAACCCAAGCACUUAGAUCGUUUGUUGACAUGAGUAUUACAUUCUUACUAUCCUUUACUUUUGAUUGAUACCCUAGUAAAGCAUGGUUAAGUUUAGAUGAAGUUUCAGCAUAAUUACAGAGACUUCAUUGUUGAAAAACAAAGUACUUGAUGGGAUUGUUCCUGAAAAUCUUUUGCUUGAAGAGAAAUAUUUUUGGCCGAUAGUUUACGAUGGCCUACUUUUCUACAAAUGUAUUUCUAGUAAGAUAUAUAUUUUUGUAUCUUUGUAUGGAAGUUAUGAGGCUGGUGAAACUUUUUUGUAUUCACUAAAGAAACUGACUUGUAUUUCUGUGUGUACUUUGGUGGUUUAUAAGCAGGAAUGGGUGUUUUAUUAGCUUUACUAGCCCUACAGUGGGUAUUGUUCUAACCAAACUUGCAAUUUUUGUCAACCUUUUAAAAUUUUGAAUGGGUCACACUGAGGUUUUUGUUUGAUCUGAACCUUAUUGGACCCAGUGGCUCUGACCACAAAAUGUUCAUGUUUGUGGAAGAGGUUAAUUCCCUCCGUUUGAGUUGUUGUUAAAAUGAAUAAAAAACUGUCUUUGUCAGCAUUAUCCAUGCAACACUGAUUAAAAAUAUGAUCUACAGUUAAAAAAAAUCAUAGAAUAAGCAGAUGCUAAUGAACAAUUAGUAACAUUUGUCAGCUCUGUGUUUUCUCAGACCAGAUAAUGCACCCUUUCUUACUUUUUUAAGGGUGCUAAGAGUUGAGAAUGUUUAGUGUGCUAUUGUGGAGAAAAUAAAAUUACCAUUUUUUUUUCUUGGACGUUCAAAUAGUUUCAAUAA